Messenger RNA from Zea mays, 1673 nucleotides. Its product is annotated as F-box protein interaction domain containing protein. The coding region runs from base 104 to 1297 and encodes 397 amino acids. Gene Ontology annotation, molecular function: protein binding. The record is from RefSeq and is marked validated. NCBI's taxonomy places the organism in Eukaryota, Viridiplantae, Streptophyta, Magnoliopsida, Poales, Poaceae. The transcript has a single exon.
UGGCGACGAUGGACGACGGUUGAUGGAUGAUCGAACCGCUAGUCACCGUAUCCGUUCGGCUUGAAAUUUCCGAUUUCUGCCAGAUCCAAUCGCGGCUACCAUCAUGGCAGAAGCGGCCGGCGGCGGACCCCUGCUCCCCGAGGAACUCAUUAUCUGGGAGAUCCUAACCCGUCUGCCGGCGAAGCCCCUCCUCCGAUGCCGCGCUGUCUGCCUCUCCUGGUGCCGCCGACUCACCUCCGACGCCAAAUUCCUCCUCGCCCACCACCGUCGCCAGCCCUCGCUCCCGCUCCUCACUGAAGGGGACAGGAGCACCGAGGAGAGGAGGAUCGACGCCCUGGACUACCGCACCGGCGAGCGGCGCCCCAUCGCGCGGACAACAGGCCGGACCGCCGCCAACGGGGACGACCUGAACGUGCUGGCUUCCUGCGAAGGCCUCCUCAUCCUCCUCGCCAACGGCGGCCUCCAGAUCUGCAACCCGGCGACCCGCCAGCGCGCGCCACUCACUCUUCUCCACGGCGCCUAUUGCAUCUCCGCGCUUUAUCCUCACAUCCCGUCCAGGUCGUACCGUGUGCUCUGCUGCUUCGAGAGAGCCGAGGACGGCCACGCCGUGUACCACGUGCACACCGUCGGGUCGCGCGAGCUCAGGUGCGUCGGAGAACCUCCCGCGCCGUGGGCGUCCGGGGAUAUGGUAAUGGCGAUGCCGAUGAUGGUGUACCUUCACCCGCACGUCGUGGCAGACAGCAGGAUCUACUGGCAGCCGGUAAAGCUGCCCGUCGGCAACGGCAAGGUCAACAACAUGCUCGUGUUCGACACAAUGACCGAGUCCUUCCAGCAACUGCUGUCGCCCGUGGAGGGCCCCUUUCUUGAACUGUUUCAGAUGAACAGCGGCGCCCUUGGAUUGUACCACUGCCGCAGCGGCAAGGUUGAUCUUUGGGUGUUACAGGAUCACGGGAGCUGGUCCUGGUCGAUGAACCACCGGAUCAAAUUGGACGUGAUGUUUUUCUCCCUGCUGCCGGUGCUGGACCCGGAAGGAGAUGUGCUAGUGCUUUCUAAAAGAGGGGAAACAGGCAUCCUGUGGCAACAUCUGCAUCACAUUUCUGGUGUCAAUGGCAGUUUGCUGGCCCUGUAUCAAUGGAGCGCUUAUCUGAAGCUUAGCAGGCAUAGGCUCAAAGAAAGUCUAGUCCACCAUGACUUCUUCUCGAUGGAAGGUAAUGAGGGUGGUGUGGAUGAAAAACCAUUGUUCGAUGGCUUGUCAACUGUGGCAUUGCUUCGUGAUGAUAAUUCUGAGCCACAUUGAGAAACAAAGGUAUUACUCAAGCUGUUUCAUCUCAUCAGGAUGGAGUCACUCCUGCCUAGUAAUAACAGCACUGCAGAUUAGUAAUAACCUGAAACUAUACCUCGAGUCUGAUUUUUCCCUUUUCACAUGAGUCAUAAACACUGUUAUGACUGGUAUUUUAUUUUCCCUUUUCACGUGAGUCAUGAACACUGUUAUUACUGGUAUUUUAUUUUCCAUUUUCACAUGAGUCAUGAACACUGUUAUGAGUGGUAUGUAUGUGCGCUGGAAAACGGGCUAUGGCGGUGUUGGUCUCAAAUUAGUUGCCAUUUGGUUCACGAAAUGUAACGUAAAUGGUAACGACAAUAUAACAAUUUUAAGGAAGGCAAACAUUUUGCCU